AACACUUAAUGCAUAUCUACACAAAAUUAUGUAACGACCAAUGCAAACUAUUACACCAUAUACAACGCUUCUACUAUGAACAACGAUACUAACAUUGUCAUUUUUAUCGCAAUAAUCGGUGAACAACGCGAGCUAAUUGUAUGGCGAACAUUUGCUGGUCACAAUGAAGCUGAUCUACAUUUAUCCGCUUACGCCGCGAUGGAUAUCAUACAGGAAAAGCUGGUAAUUCAACAUUAUUCUUCAACUGCUAGAGAUAAUGCUGAACCUUAUCUCGGUUUUAUUACCCCAACCUUAGUGGGUGAGGAAUUUUACAAAAUUCAUGCGUACUCUGCUGCUACCGGUUUUACAGUCAUUGGUAUAUUCAAUGAUCAGGAUUUACAUCCAACUACAAUAAAACGAUUUUUUGAAAAAAUUCACACUUUAUUUGCGAUGACCAUAUGCAACCCAUUGAUGUCGAUGAGAUUCCAAUCCCCAAAAUUCAUCUCAGAGAUAGAUCGGAUAGCUGCUACGUUUACAAAGUCGGAGUGAAUCAGGUCGCGUUGUUCGGGACAAA
This is a messenger RNA of Babesia bovis T2Bo, 553 nucleotides long. RefSeq names its product Sedlin N-terminal conserved region family protein. The coding region runs from base 76 to 528 and encodes 150 amino acids. Lineage: Eukaryota; Apicomplexa; Aconoidasida; Piroplasmida; Babesiidae. The transcript is spliced from 5 exons. Gene Ontology annotation, biological process: endoplasmic reticulum to Golgi vesicle-mediated transport. The record is from RefSeq and is a predicted model, not a curated record.